AUGAGUCGCAAAUUUGUACCCUUUAUCUUAGCCUUGAUUCUCUUCUCCGCCCUAGUCUCGGUUGAAGCUAACUCAUGUUGUUCUCAUAAAAAACGAAGUUACGACCUCUUGGAUAAAAGAAAUAAAGGCGAAUCAUCAAAAUGUCCGUGCGCUCUCGCCGAAGCAGCAUUUUCAGAUAAGGUCAAAGGCAUCACAGUUUUCAGUCAAAACGAAUGUGGAAUAACUACCAUCACCGGCUUUUUGACGGGUCUGGUGGAUCCUUGUAAGAAUAAUUACACUUUCUUUAUCGUCGACCGUUGCGGCAAUGUUCUCGAUGACUUGACGAACGUCUUACAUGCUAAAAUCAAUAACGACGGUACCACACAAUUUACGGCGAAGGAUGAUAAACUCAACCUUAACUGCGACAAAGAUGGCAUCCUCAACGCUUUUUGCAGCAAUAAAACGACAACAACUUCUUGCUAUCCAACAACGACAGCAACAUAUCACAAAUACUAUAAGCGCGACACCGGCUCGAGCAUGCGAAUUAAUCAGAAUGGUGGACCAUACGCUUUGGCAAAUAUUGGUGGCAUUUAA
Molecule: messenger RNA, 573 nt
Organism: Acaulospora colombiana
Lineage: Eukaryota; Fungi; Glomeromycota; Glomeromycetes; Diversisporales; Acaulosporaceae
Source: the annotation of a GenBank genome assembly